Molecule: messenger RNA, 1014 nt
Organism: Lathyrus sativus (Indian pea)
Lineage: Eukaryota; Viridiplantae; Streptophyta; Magnoliopsida; Fabales; Fabaceae
Source: the annotation of a GenBank genome assembly
AUGGGAAGGCCUCCUUGCUGUGACAAAGUUGGCAUCAAGAAAGGUCCAUGGACACCUGAAGAAGAUAUCAUCCUUGUUUCUUACAUCCAAGAACAUGGUCCCGGAAAUUGGAGAUCCGUUCCUACUAAUACAGGGUUGUCAAGGUGCAGCAAAAGUUGCAGACUUAGAUGGACAAAUUAUCUAAGGCCAGGAAUCAAGAGAGGAAACUUCACUCCUCAUGAAGAAGGAAUGAUUAUUCAUUUGCAAGCUCUUCUUGGUAACAAAUGGGCAGCCAUAGCUUCAUACCUUCCACAGAGAACAGACAAUGAUAUAAAGAAUUAUUGGAACACACAUCUAAAGAAAAAGCUUAACAAAUUUCAAGCUGCAGCUUUAGAGUCAUCAAACUCAACAACUUAUGCAUCAAAAAGUUUUAGUGACAGAAGCAUAGAUAUUACCAACAACCAUGCUUCGUCGCUAAAGCUUAGUACUAAUAAUCAAAAUUCUCAUCAAUCUUCUUCAUCAACAUAUGCUUCAAGCACUGAGAAUAUUUCAAGGCUCUUAGAGGGUUGGAUGAGAUCUUCACCAAACUCACAACAACAGAUCAAAGGAAAUUACCAAUAUGGCCAUCAUCAAGAGUUUCAAAGCAAUGGUGAUGAUAAUGUUAUUAUUGAUGAUGAUAAUAAUAGCUUUGAAAAUAAUGGGAAUUUGUCAGUGAAGUCUGCUUCAGUUCCAGCUGAUUUAAACCUUCAAAACCAUCAUCAUCAGCAGCAGCAGAAAACUAGCAAAGAUGAAAUGGUUUCUCAUGAUCAAGAGUUUGAUUCUAUUCUUUCAUUUGAGAAUCUCAACAAUGGUGUUGCUUGGGACAAGUCAACUUGUGACUCCAUGCCUGCUGAAAAGUGUUCUUCUUCUUCUCAGAAGAGUAUCAAGAAUUUAUGCAACGCUCCUCCUCCAUUGUCAUUUCUUGAGAAGUGGUUAUUGGAUGAAAAUGUUGGUCAGGUUGAAGAAAUGAUGGAAUUAUCAUCACCAAUGUUCUAA